AUAAAAGUGAACCCCUGGAAAAACAUGUUUUGUUUUGGCAACUUUCCGGACAACUUUUAUAGAAAAAUUCGCCAAAUUCCCUUCACAAUUGCUGUAACGAAUUUAGAAAACGAGGACCAUGAAGUGGAAGACCCAGUGCCUUAUCAUUCCAAUGCUAUCAUCAUUGAGAUUAGAGACUUCAGCCAGUUUGAAGAUAUUCUCCGAAAAGCAAAGGAUACGCCGUUUUGGCACCCACACUCUAACGUUAUAAUAUAUUACCAGGAAGUAAAUCGUCUCAGUGUAGCUAAAGUGUUCUACAUUCUUUGGUAUUACAGAGUAUGUAAUGCUAUCAUAACACAAUAUGAUAAAGAGAUGGAUAUGUUUCUCAUAUCCUACUACAAUCCGCAUGUUACCGAAAAAUAUCAAUUAGACUAUGCUUAUGGUUGUUGGAAAGCAAAAAAAAUAGGUAUGCCUGUGCAAGACUUCCAUACAGGGUUCGUUUGCGUAGAAGAAUGCAAAAAUGUGACAUUAGAAUCGAGUUUGCGUGCUGAUAAUCUGGGCACCUGUAUAGGAAUUAAAUCAUAUCGUAUAAGGUAUAGUGAUAUCGCCACACUACGGGCUUUAAAUCUGUUUGAAGACAAAGGCAAAAAUUUACAUGGUUACACUCUGCGCGCGUUUACUACAGAAGUCUUGCCGUUUUUGACAAUCACUGAAAAUGCCGACGGAACGUAUACUCUUGGCGCUAGAGAUGGUAUGAUCUGGAACACGUUAUCAAAACUUAUGAACUUUUCUAUAGAUUUGUCGCCUAGCUUAAAAGUAAUGAAACUGCCUUUUAAAGUUGAAUUAAACAUUCAACAGGUAUUUUCUUUAGCUCACCGUAAAGCCGAUUUAUUCUUGAUUCCUAUAUAUCAAUUUGAUAUGGUAGUUAUUGAAGUUGAUUACACUUUUCCAAUAAGAGAUAGUGGGGUCUGCUUUGUGUCGCAUCGAGCUGGGUUUGAAAAUAUUUUGUUCGAUACAAAAUUAUUGUAUUCUAAAUGUACGUUAGUAAUACAAUUCUUUGUAUGUAUGUUGUGCGUGUGGUUACUUUUCGUUAUAUUCAAUGUUGUUGAAAUGGGAGGCACCACCCUCGAUCAAAUCGGGAAAGAUUUAUUAAAUACUGUGAGAAAUGUGUUAUCAAUAAAUUUACACAAACCACCUAAUCAAAGAUCAUUUCGCAUAUUUAUGGGAGUGUCUUUGUGGAGUUUCUUUAUUUUGAACUUCUUUUCGCAGGCGAGUAUAACAUCGUUUUUUACUGCCGUUAAAAGGGGCAAAGAGGUUGAAACCUUUGAUGAUGUUAUAGAAAAGGGUUAUCCUAUAGAAGGAAUGGCAUCACCUGACGUCCUAUUGCCGACUGAAGAUGCAAGGUUUCGAAAAUUAUCCGAGAAAAUCGUUCCCAUUCAGGAUACAUUUACUUGUAUAAAAAAAAUGAGAAACGAUAGUAAGCUAUUUUGUCUUAUGGAUUGUUCGGUAGGUCGGUAUGUAGAAACUAAUUUUUUAAAUGAUAAAGGAGAGCAAUACAUGCAUAUCGCUACAGACAGAAUACAUAGUUACUACCUGAACAUAAUAUAUCCUAAAUAUUCUGUUCUGUCGACUCAUACAAACAAGUUUAUGAUGAAAUUUAUCGAGGCGGGUCUCAUUAAAAAAUGGGAACAGUACAAAUUUAAGAACUUGAAAACUGAGUCUGCAAUAAAACCUUUGGGUAUUGAUGACUUCAAGGGAAUUUUUAACAUGUAUUGUCUGUGCCUUGUUUGUAUACUUGGUGUUUUUUUGUUGGAAGUCUUUUUAGGUAAUGCAAAGAGAAUUAAAUCGACGUGCUUGUUAAAGUAUAAAAAAUGGAACAAAAUAGGUACUUGUUGCUCGAAAGCAAAUGAAAUCUGAAAAUCAAUUGAGUAAGUACGUAAAUAAAUUAAAGAAAGUCAACGUUCAUACGCUGACGACAUAGCUUAUUUUUAUUGUUAUCACACAAGUUGUAGCUAUCAUUUAGCAU
Messenger RNA from Manduca sexta (tobacco hornworm), 2005 nucleotides. RefSeq lists its product as uncharacterized. NCBI's taxonomy places the organism in Eukaryota, Metazoa, Arthropoda, Insecta, Lepidoptera, Sphingidae. The record is from RefSeq and is a predicted model, not a curated record. The coding region runs from base 25 to 1896 and encodes 623 amino acids. The transcript has a single exon.